AUGGCAUUUCAAAUUCUUUAUUUUCACCGGGUCCAGUUGGAUGACCUGAGCAAAUUUGCCCAACCAAUCAAAAUAGUGGAGCGUAUGAUCAACCAGAACACACAUGACGAGAUAGCACAAGAUUUCAAAUACUACGAGGACCCGUCGGAUGAGUUUCGUGAUCAGCAUGGAACUCUUCUACCUCUCUGGAUGUUCACAUUUGAAAAAUCCAAGAAGUUGGCUGUCACCGCGCUCUGUUGGUCACCACGUUACACGGAUCUGUUUGCAGUCGGGCAUGGAUCAUAUGAUUUUCUAAAGCAAUCAACUGGUCUUAUUUGUUUCUACACUUUGAAAAACCCGGAGUAUCCGGAAUAUAUCUUCGAAACGGAAUCCGGCGUAUUGUCACUGGAUCUACAUCCCGCAUUGCCGCACAUGCUUUGUGUGGGUUUCUACGAUGGAGCUGUCGGUGUGUAUAAUAUUAAUCAGAGAAAAACCGGACCGUUGUAUUUGAGCACAGCAAAAACUGGAAAACACACAGAUCCCGUCUGGGAGGUCCGGUGGCAGCCAAACGAUUUGGACGCAAACUUGAAUUUCUUUUCCGUCAGUGCAGAUGGAAGGGUCACAUCAUGGACUUUAGUGAAGGUAUCUAUCCAAACCGGGCGUGUAGUUUUGUCGGAUUUUUUUCACAUACUGCAUACCAAUCAUCUGCUAUUCGUUGUUUAUUCAAAUAAAUACGUGCUCCCAGAUGCUCGUGAGAUAAUUAAACUGAACUUCAUGACAUUUUAUCACAUGACUUUGCCGCAGGAAGGUGUGGGAUCCAUGCACGAGUGUCCGAAUGAUAUGGGCCAAUUUGACGCAUUGGUUCUUCGUAUGGUCAACAGUGGAAGCGACGGAGGUGAACCCACACAGCUGAUCACUUUGGAUUGUGGCACAGCUUUUGACUUCCACUCCACAUUGUCACACUUAUUCCUUGUGGCCACUGAAGAAGGUAUGGUGUACAAAUGUAGUAAGGCAUACAGUUCACAGUAUUUGGGCAGCUACGAAGCCCAUCACAUGGCUGUCUAUCGUGUGGCUUGGAAUCGUUUUCAUCCUGACAUUUUCAUCACAUGUUCCGCGGAUUGGACAGUCAAAAUCUGGGAUCAUAACAAACCCGAUCCGGUGUUCAUGUUUGACCUUGGCAGUCCAGUGGGUGACGUGGCCUGGGCCCCGUACUCUUCCACCGUGUUCGCCGCGGUCACCGCCGACGGACGUGUUCACGUGUACGAUUUGUCAAUCAACAAAUACGAACCGUUAUGCAACCAAAUGGUACUGUCCAAAAAGAAAGCCAAGCUGACACAUUUAGCAUUCAAUCCGAAAUAUAGCAUUUUGAUUGUGGGCGAUGAUCGGUGA
This is a messenger RNA of Echinostoma caproni, 1368 nucleotides long. The record is from the annotation of a GenBank genome assembly. NCBI's taxonomy places the organism in Eukaryota, Metazoa, Platyhelminthes, Trematoda, Plagiorchiida, Echinostomatidae.